Molecule: messenger RNA, 1440 nt
Organism: Sporothrix schenckii 1099-18
Lineage: Eukaryota; Fungi; Ascomycota; Sordariomycetes; Ophiostomatales; Ophiostomataceae
Product: superkiller protein 8
Exons: 2
Coding region: 1-1440 (479 amino acids)
Cellular component (GO): Cdc73/Paf1 complex
Molecular function (GO): protein binding
Source: RefSeq, a predicted model, not a curated record
AUGGCGGUUCAUAUGACCAACUCAUUCAUGUUAGGAAGUUGCAGCAAAAAUCGCUGGUGUCGGAAGCCGGGAAAGAGCAAUCAUGCGCUGGCGGCGAGCAGUGUAGCCUUACAGAAUAGAUCCGGCAGGAGCUGUUCGCGGUACCUGCCCCACACUAGCCUUGGGAUUCUUCCAAACGGCAAGAGCUCCAAAAACGUACACCUGGACAACAAAGAAGGCAGACUUGGACACAAAACUCUUGUUGCCAAACCUCUUCCGACUGACGACGCGAUGUCGAAACAAUUCUACAUCGCCAAGGCUGUGGACAAUGGUGCGUGCGAUGAACCCCGCCAGGAGCAAGCAAACGAGGAGACUCUCCAGAUGAAAACACAGUAUGUAUUCGCUAACUGUCCUCCUCUUGUUGUAGCUCACGAGACGGAUAUUUUCUCGAUAGCGGUGACGCCGAACUCGGUCAUCUCGGGCUCUGGCGCAUCGACCCUGCGCAUCCACAGCACGACCACACCCGAUUUUCCCAUUGCACAGUCUAUCGACGUUGCCCACAAGCUCGGCUGCCACCAUGUGACGACGGCCAAGGGCGGCUCUGGGCAGGUGGCCUGUUCGGCAGGCUUUGGUGGCGAGGUGAACGUAUGGCGGCGCAGCGAGGCAGGUGACUGGACGCUAGACACAACCCUGCGGCCGAGUGACCUGAUCGCAGGAAACAAAGGCGGCGCUCCUGGGACCCAGGAAGGCGCUCCGGCAGCAGCUAUCACCAAGACCGAUAAGACGACCGACGCGUGGGCCCUUGCGCUCAGCAAAAACGAGCAGUACCUGGCGUACACGACUCAUGAUGGGCGUGUGGGCGUGUGGGACCUGCAGGCGCGCGCACAGUUGCUUGUCUACAGCUCACACAACCGGGCGACAAGCAGCUUUGCCAUGGCGGUCGAUCUGAGUCAAGACGGAAAAUACACGGCGGCAGGGUACCAGAGUGGUUCUGUCAACGUGUUCAACAAUGACCAGUCCAAGCUGGUGUACACGUUACCGGGUCUAGCCAAGCCUGUGCGGGCGGUGGCGUUCUCGCCGCUUGGCAAGCGGCUGGCAGCCGGCGGGGACGCCGGCGUGAUCUCGCUGUACGAUAUGAAGCAUGGCGAGCCCGUGGGCAAUCUGACACCACCGGGGUCGACGACAUCGAGCUCAGCCGUGUGGGUCAUGUCGCUCGAUUUCUCGGCAUCGGGCGAAUAUCUACUGGCCGGGUACAUGGACGGCAAAGUGCGGGUAUGGAACGUGGAGCUAGGGACGUGCGUGGCGACCAACGGCGAGACAGAAAUGUCAGCGCUGUGGAGCGUCAAGUGGCUGCCGCCCAAGUCGGAACGGCCUGGGGCCGACACAGAGAGCUUCUGCACAGCGGGUGCGGACCGGCGGCUGACAUUCUACCGCGAGGCGGGCUCGAACCCAAUAAUAUAG